Molecule: messenger RNA, 819 nt
Organism: Aureococcus anophagefferens
Lineage: Eukaryota; Pelagophyceae; Pelagomonadales; Pelagomonadaceae
Exons: 2
Biological process (GO): microtubule-based movement
Cellular component (GO): kinesin complex; membrane-bounded organelle; cytoplasm
Molecular function (GO): kinesin binding
Source: RefSeq, a predicted model, not a curated record
AUGCGCGCCAUCGGCGAGUUCGAGCUCGCGGAGAUGGUCCAGGGGAGGAUUGUGGAUUUGACGAUCCAGACCUUCGGCGCCGGGUCCAUCGACCACGCGCGGGCCAUGGAGGGCCUCGCCAUGGUGCUCUACGCCCAGGAGAAGUACAAGGAGGCCGAGCCCAUCUUCCGCGACUCCAUGCGGCUCAAGGAGGAGCGGCUCUCGCACAACGACCCGGAGCUCGGCCCGCUGUUGUCCUACAUGUCCCUGUGCCUCGAGCGCCAGGGCAACUUCGAGGACGCCGUGGGACCGAGCCGGCGCGCCCUGGAGAUCCGCGAGGCCCAGCUCGGGCCCGACCACCCGGACGUGGCCAAGCUCCUCAACACGCAAGCGAACCUGCACUACGCGCAGGGCCGCUACGAGCACGCGGACCCGCUCUACCGCCGGGCGCUCCACAUCACGGAGCGGCGCAUGGGCGAGAAGCACCCGGACGUGGCGACGGCGCUGAACAACCUCGCGAGCCUCCUCUACCAGACGCGGCAGUACGGCGAGGCGAUGGCGCAGUACGAGCGCGCGCUCGGCAUCCGCGAGCGCCAGCUCGGCCCGGAGCACCCGGACGUGGCGACGCUCGUGAACAACAUGGCGGCGCUCCUCGCGGCGCAGAAGAAGUGGGCCGAGGCGAAGCCGUUGUACGAGCGGGCCAUGGACAUCUACGCGAAGCGCCUCGGGUCCGAGCACCCGCUCUUCGCGACCGCGCUGACGAACCUGGCGACCAUGUACCGCCAGAUGAACGACUUCCAGGCCGCCGUGCCCCUCUACCGCCUCGCCCUGCGCCUCAGG